CAUUAUUGUUAUUGUAAUGAUAAAUGAUACUAUCGCUUCCAGUUCUUAUUUGUGUUUGUGGUUAACAACAAUAACAGUUCUCAUAAAUUUGAUGCGGAGCUGAACUGAACACGAUUCCCGUUAGGCGCGGGUCUCUUUUCUUGGAGCUGUCCCCUGAUUGACAGCCGCACGCCCCGCCCCUGCCCCGUGCCUGCUCCGCUCGCUUCAGUGUGCACGGGCUCAGGUCGGGCAAGGAGAGAGCUCUUCCACGGCGUGUGAAGUUUGUGACUCCCAGCUUUUCUGCCUUUUUAAGUGGGGGACCCGCUGGCAGAUACUUCAAUGAGCGCUUUUGAAGUUGCUGCAGCCUCUGGCUUUCCUCUGAAGAAAUGAUAGCUGCGCUGCUUCCCGUAUUCUGCUCGACAGACCAGAAAAUGAAGUACUUGUCUUUUUUCAUACUUGUCACAGUCCUGGCGGCAGAUUUGGUCCACGGGGGGUCGAAGUUCCAGGGCCCAUGUGCAGGCCGAGACUGCAGCCGUGGGUGUCAAUGCCUGCCUGAGAAAGGCAGCCGGGGUCAACCAGGACCCCUAGGGCCACUGGGGCCAAAUGGACCCCCAGGAUUUCCAGGUAGCCUGGGGCCACAAGGACCAAAGGGUGAGGGGGGCCACCCAGGACCACGAGGGCCUGCUGGGCUGAAAGGAGACAAGGGACCAAUGGGUGUACCUGGUUUCUCAGGAAGUGACGGAGUUCCAGGACAUCCAGGUCAGGAUGGCUCGAGGGGGUUGCCUGGGCCUGAUGGCUGCAAUGGAACAAUCGGGGAUCCUGGCCCAAGAGCUCCAGAUGGGUUUCCAGGAACCCCAGGACUGCCAGGUCCGGUUGGUCCAAAAGGCCAAAAGGGAGAGCCAGUCUUUUCAGGAGGAAGCAAAGGCUCAAGGGGGUUCCCUGGCCUACCUGGACUGGUUGGACCAGUCGGUCCACGAGGUCAAAGAGGUGAAGGAGGACCCACUGGUCCUAGAGGUCUGACAGGCAAACAGGGUCGCCCUGGUCCCCCUGGCCUCCCAGGACCCAAAGGCAGUUCAAGUCUUGGUUUCCAGGGAGAAAGAGGAGAAAAGGGCGAUGGGGGUCAGCCCGGACCCCCAGGCCAGCAAGGACCAGAUGCCCUAGACGGGCCACCCAUAAGCACUAUCUUCAAAGGAGAUAAGGGUGAACCAGGCUUCGUGGGCAUUCUUGGACUACCUGGCAUGCCUGGGCCUCCGGGUUACUUUGGAUACCGCGGAGAGAAAGGAGAAAAGGGCAUCCCCGGAAUGCCGGGAGCGCGGGGCUAUCCAGGACUGAAUGGACCUCGGGGAUCGUAUGGAGACAGGGGUUCAGCUGGUAUUCCUGGAUACCCUGGAACACCAGGAUUUCCUGGGCAAAAAGGGGAACGAGGAGAUAUUGGCUUUCCAGGCCCAACCACCGUUAUUAAUGGAGGGGGACAAGGCCCUCCCGGAGAUCCAGGGCCAGAAGGCCAGCCAGGCCUCCCUGGAGAUGAGGGGCCUUUGGGACCCCCGGGACCCCCAGGAUUUCCAGGAUCACCUGCAUUCAGGCCAGGUCAACCAGGCAGGCCAGGCUUUCCUGGGACACCAGGAUUGCAAGGGGAGAAGGGGAGCCCUGGAGAGGUCAGCUUUGGUCAGCCAGGGGCUCAGGGAAACCCUGGCUUUCCAGGUCCUGCUGGGCCUCCUGGACCCCCAGGAGAAACAAUCCAAAACGCAGAUUUAAAUGGAAGAAUCGGAAAUCCGGGACUGCCUGGACAACAGGGGCCUCCAGGGUCUCGUGGAUCCAAAGGAAUCAAAGGGAAUCUGGGAGACUGCCAGUGCUUGGGAGGCGAUGAUUUCAGUAACCCGGGCCCUCCUGGACCCCAGGGGCUGCCUGGUCCUGCAGGAUUACUGGGUCGAAAGGGGGCAGGUGGAGACCCAGGACCCCUAGGUUUUCCAGGACCUCCUGGCCCACGGGGAACUCCGGGUGAACGGGGGUUUUUCGGGCGGAAAGGAGAGAAAGGCGAACCCUACUUUCCUAAUGGCAUUGGAGUGAAAGGAGAACCGGGGGUGGUCGGACCCAGUGGCCCAUCAGGGGAACCAGGACGACCAGGCAGAGAUGGGUUGCCAGGAUACCCCGGACGUCCAGGACCCCCCGGAGAUGGAGGAAUUGGUGUUCCUGGAGAGAAAGGGUUUCCAGGAAGCCCAGGCCUCAAAGGUCGCCAAGGAGAUGUAGGUUCCCCUGGAAUCGGGUACCCUGGAGCUGUGGGAAACCAGGGCUUGCCUGGUGUUCCUGGCAUUGACGGACUUCCUGGUCAGCCUGGCCUCCCAGGACCUCCAGGUGACUGUUGCUGUGGGCAGGAGGUUGGUAAUGGACUCUCACUCACAGAGGGAGGGACAACACUGCCUUGUAUGCUUCCUAGAGAUGACGGUGACCCAGGACCACCAGGAUUUCGUGGAAUCCAAGGUCCUAAGGGAGAGUCUGGCAAUCCUGGGUCUGUUGGCAGGCCUGGUUUUGAUGGUCAGAAGGGUGAACGAGGGGACCCAGGAUUUGGUGGACAACCAGGACCUCAAGGGUUCACAGGGCCCAGGGGUGACCAGGGCCCUCCAGGCAUGCCAGGGCAGGAUGGCAGACCAGGGCUUCCUGGGAAGGAUGGCAUUCCAGGGCUGCGGGGGGAGAAGGGAAAGCCUGGAGAGGUUUUCGGGGCUCAGCCUGGAUCCCCUGGCCUACCUGGCCUGCCUGGAGCACCAGGGGACAAGGGACAGAUCGGAAACCCAGGCCUCCCUGGAUCACCUGGGUUUGAUGGCCGUAUAGGUAUCCCUGGUGCCAAAGGGGAACGCGGUGCGGAUGGCUUCCCCGGAACUCAAGGUUUGCCUGGGCUGCCUGGAGAGGGUGGUCUGGGAGGAAUCCCUGGCCCUCCUGGUCCUGAAGGGAGCAAAGGAUUUACCGGUCCAACAGGCUGCCAAGGCUUUCCAGGGCUGAAAGGAUUUGCUGGUGACCCUGGCCCCCCUGGUCCAGCAGGAAUGAAGGGUCUCCCAGGACAGCCUGGGUUUCCAGGCCUGCCUGGACAGAAGGGCUUUCCGGGGCCACCAGGGAGCAGUGGACAAGAUGGUUUUCCUGGGUUGCCAGGCAGGAGAGGUGAAAAGGGAGUACCAGGCAUGCUGGGCUUCCCAGGCAUGCCGGGGUCUCCAGGGGCCUCCGGGACCCCCGGACAAAAGGGACCCCGAGGAGUGGAUGGCAGUAAAGGGCUGCCUGGACAAGUUGGACUGCUAGGACAGAAAGGAGACAGAGGGGAUCCUGGGCUGCCAGGCCGGCCUUCCUUGCCCCCAGUGGCAGGAUUGUUGGCAAAGGGUGACAGAGGAAGCAGUGGCCCCAGUGGGCUGAUGGGGUUCCCGGGGCAACAAGGUGAUAAAGGUUUUCCAGGCAGAGCUGGUCUCCCAGGUCAGCCAGGCCUGCCUGGCUUCCCCGGCACGGAGAAGGGAGCUCCAGGAGAUCUUGGACUACCUGGCACUCCAGGGUCCCCAGGAUUUCCCGGUUCCAAAGGCUCUCCUGGGAUUAUUGGUUUCCCAGGCGUACCUGGACCCAGGGGUGUCGAUGGUCCAUCCGGUAUUAAUGGAUUCCCUGGAGUUCCUGGGGGUCGAGGCCUGAAAGGUGAUCGUGGAGUCUCAGUGAGCACUCCUGGAAUCCCAGGAAAUAAAGGUCAGCCAGGAGACCCUGGAAUACCUGGGGGGAGAGGCACUGAUGGCCCAUCAGGUGGACCUGGUUUCCCUGGAAACUCUGGGUUCAAUGGUCAGAAGGGCAUCCCUGGAGAGCGAGGAAGGCAGGGCCUGCCAGGUACCCCAGGAUUCCUGGGCACCAAUGGUCUGCCUGGGCUGCCCGGUCGGAGGGGGCCUGAGGGUUCCCCUGGUACCCCUGGAUCACCAGGGAGAUCUGGACAGAAAGGUUUGCCUGGAGCUCCGGGCCUGGAUGGGCUCAACGGUUUGCCGGGCCCCAAGGGACCCCCUGGAACUCCAGGACUGAGCGAGCUGGGGAUCCCUGGCCCUGCAGGACCUUCAGGCCCCAAAGGAGAGAGGGGGUUUUCCUUUUCUGGCACACCGGGUAUACCUGGGAAGAAAGGAGAAAGGGGCGAGCAAGGUGCCCCCGGUGUGGUGGGCAUCCCCGGUGCUGCCGGUUCUCGCGGGGGCUCUAUCCCCUCCAACUUCCCCGGUCAGCCAGGAGACCGAGGACUGCCCGGAUUGGAUGGGGAGCAAGGCUUCCUCGGCCCCCCUGGACCCCCAGGUCCUGCUGGCCCGGGCACCGCACAAGGAGACAGAGGUGACCAGGGCUUCCCGGGGCCACCUGGCCUACCUGGACAACCUGGCAGUCUCGGCUUCUCCGGCUCUCCAGGAAUCCCUGGAGCCCCCGGAUUCAAAGGUCAGCGAGGGGACCCAGGCAUCGCUGGAACCCAGGGACAGAAAGGGUUCCCUGGGGACCCUGGCUCCUUUGGGUUGAAAGGACUGAAGGGAGUGAGAGGUUCCCCAGGCCCUCGAGGGAUUCCUGGAUUGUCAACUCCUCCACCUGAUAUAAGGAUUCCCAAUGGAUCUCCUGGAUUCCCGGGGCAGCAAGGGAUAAGUGGGGAAUUAGGACCUCAAGGGCAGCCAGGCAUACCAGGCAGUCAAGGUUUGAAAGGUUUUCUUGGCUCCCCUGGUAAACCAGGAAAGAGUGGGCAGCCUGGAUUUCCAGGAGUAGUGGGAGAUCCUGGCCCUCUUGGCAUUCCUGGAGCCCCUGGACAGCUGGGACUCCCAGGGAAGCAGGGUCCUCCCGGGCUGCCAGGCACCUCAUCGCGCAGCCCCAGCAUUGGGUACACCCUGGUGAAGCACAGCCAGUCCGACCAGGUGCCGCUCUGUCCACAGGGGAUGGUAAAGUUGUGGGACGGUUAUAGCCUGCUCUACGUGGAAGGACAAGAAAAGGCUCACAACCAGGACCUAGGACUAGCUGGCUCCUGCUUGCCCCGAUUCAGCACCAUGCCCUUCCUCUACUGCAACGCCAACGAGCUCUGCUACUUUGCCAGCCGCAAUGACAAAUCCUACUGGCUCUCCACCACCGCCCCCAUUCCCAUGAUGCCCGUGUCGGACAACCAGAUCCCUCAGUACAUCAGCCGCUGCUCGGUGUGCGAGGCCCCAUCCCAGGCCAUAGCUGUGCACAGCCAGGACAUCACCAUCCCCCAGUGCCCCCAGGGCUGGCGCAGCCUGUGGAUAGGCUACUCCUUCCUCAUGCACACAGCCGCUGGCGCUGAGGGCGGCGGUCAAUCCCUAGUCUCCCCGGGUUCCUGUCUGGAAGAUUUCCGCGCCACGCCCUUCAUCGAGUGCAACGGCGCCCGCGGCACCUGCCACUACUUCGCCAACAAGUACAGCUUCUGGCUGAGCACCGUGGAGCCGGGCCUGCAGUUCGUGCAGGCACCCCUUUCAGAAACUCUGAAGGCCGGGCAGCUGCGGACUCGCGUCAGCCGCUGUCAGGUCUGCAUGAAGAACUUGUAGCGGCGGAGACAGGAGGGAGGAAACACAGCAAUGACUGACACAGAGGAGCAGAAAUACCUUCCUGGAAACAGUGCGCCAAAUUACCACCUUAUCGCCCCCAACUCUCCCUGUCCCGGACCAAGGAUUGGUUUGGGUGACCAGCUUCAGAGGGACCUGACAUCAGGGACGAAAAGUGAAAGGGGUCAUGUGGGAUUCUCCUGCCUUAGCUCUCGCUGACGAUGGUGCUACGCUUUCAUUUUCCGUUUUGUCGCCUUUGCUUGAAUUCCUCACGGCUACCUCAGCGAUUUAUGGCAAAAACCCACCUGGAGUCGCUCUGACCCAUGUUCGGUUUUACAUAUCUUAUGAAAUGCAGAGAGGUGGCGGAAACACAGACCUUGAAGUGGAUGGGAACUCAAUAAAAGACACAGAGCGUUUAAGCAGAAAAUCUAUUCCAUGAGUGCUCACCAGUCGCAGUAGGUGACCUUUCCUUGUUUUUGGAGGUAAAUAAUCUCUUUGUAGGAUACAGAAAACCUUGUGAAUGUUCACUUCCAAUGGUAGAGUUUAGGAUCAAGUGUUAAAAGAAUAAAAAGUAAAAACUACCAAAUGCUACAGUUUACACAGUUGUCGAAUUUAAGCUUUUAUAUUUCCUUUCUUAGACAUCUGCAUAUACUACUAAUGCACUGAUUGGGAUUCUUACAGGUAUUAUUAUGUGGAUUUUAUUAAGCCUACAAAAAAUGUAACAGCUAGGUUGUGGAUCAAAUGCAUGUAAGUGAAUAGUCUGCACUGAGGGGAUACAAGAGGUUAAUAAGGGGCCAGUAAAAUUAUACACAUGGCUGACCCCUCAUUCAACCUCUGAAACACACACUGCUAUUUGCCCACUCCAUGCCCCUGUGAGUUCCUGAUAUGCUUAUGGUUGUCCUAUCUAAAAUGUUUUUAAAAAAAUACAAGCUCUUUACUAUACAUAGUUUUUUUAUAAAAUGUUCAAAAAUGACCCUAUUCAUCUUUCUUUUUAAAUUUAAACAAUUCUGUGACAGAACACUGUAAAUGAAAGGAAACAAACCGCUACCCAAAAUAAUCUGACAAGUGAUAUUCAUAAAGGGAAAGUUUGAAGUUGUUGACCCAUGGUGUAUAAGAAAAAAAUGUCUGAAUCUUUCCCUUCCUGUAUCAAUCCAAAAAGCAAGAGCAAUUCUGCUAAACAUGUGCAAUAAAAAUAUUUUUCUCACAUGGCUUAAUCACAUCCACGUCUACAAUGUUUAGUCUAAUUUAAUUCACAAUCAUAAUCAUUAAAAAAAGAAAAUAUACAGCAGACUGAAACUACCCCAAUUACCAUAAACUGUAUGGCAAUGGAUGUAAUUACACUGUAAUAACAAUAUAAUUAUUAUAUUAUUAUCGUUUUAAUAAUAAUCGAAUAAUUACUAUUUAUUUUAAUGCUUCGCUCAUGUUUCAGCUUAAACAAAAUGCAUCUCAGAAUAGAUUGUAUUUCUUACAAACUGUGGACAAAUUGUUUGUCUGGUAUCACAGGCUAUAGUUAACUUGUAUUCAUUGAUUGGCAAUGAGGGAAGCAUUUCUUGCAGCAUGAAGAACAUUCUGUACUGUAUGUUAACAGGGUAUUCAGGAGACACCCUGUCAACUCUGUCAUUUAUCUAAUCUUGUCAUGUCUGAGUUAAUUUGUGUUUAAGAUCAUAUAGUAUUUGACCUGAUUUGCAAUGUCAAAGAAACUGAAACAGGUUGGAAGUAUUAAAAUAUUUUGUUUUAGACAGCUUUUACAGAUUUGUUGUAAAUAUUACCCCACAAUGAUCUAAAGUAUGACCCUUCUUUUUAUCAAAGAGAUGCUGUUACUAGCAGAGAAGAUGAGCUUUAGUUCUGUGAUCCAUAGAUCUGUAUUACCUUUGUAUAAGCCCCAUUUCUGCAGAAAGAGAAAAUUAGUAAUAAAGAAAAAAUUAGUGUCACCUUAAUAAGAUGGGAAAGAUUUAAAUGUUCAUUGUGUUAUAAGUUUGUGGUCCUAACCCAGGUAAUACUGUAGGUCUAAGUUAAAUUAGGCAACAUAUCUAAGGAUUUUGCAGACCUACAAGACCAGUUAAACUCCACAUGUACUAGGUAGGUUAAUAAAAUGUGUACAUGGUUGCAAACAGUUCACUUUCCAAAAAAGUAGUGGAAAAAGAAGAACUAAAGAAUGGAAUUCUAACUCCCUGAUACCCAUUACAGUAAAUGUAAUCCUGCUACUUGUGAACUUGUGUUUGAUCUCUGAAGACAUUAAUGACCAGUAGUAGCAGGACAUCAAUAAAUAAUAUUGACACUAAGAAAAAAAGUAAAAACCUAAUAGAUUUGUUAUCAGAAAUGUAUUUUAGGACAGAGUUCCUUUAUUUUUAUAUUUGAAAUCCUGAAACAAUUGUAGGUAUUCAUUACUCCUUUUUUGAAACACUGACUUGGCGUAGGCUUGCACACCUUCAAAAUCUACUGUAGAGCCAGAUCCUGUAGCUUUGCCCCUGAUGUCUCCUCUGUGGUUGAAAACUUUUGGGGUUUGCUGAUUUAACCACUAUGUGUAUUCACUGAGCAUUUUCUUUGGCUACUAGCCAUGGCUAUACAUUUUUACUUUAUUUGUGUACUUAGAUUGUGUAUAAUUAUUUACAGUUUAACCUCUGUCUAAAGAAAAGACACAAUAAAUACAAAAAAGUAUUAUGUGGAGUAUAUGUACAUUUGAUGGAUUAAUCGUAAAUCACUUUUUAACUGUACACUUAAAAUUGCUUUUAGAUUAUUAUUGUUAGUUUUGUAAUUGCUUUUUAUUUUUCUAGGAUACAGGAGUAAUAACAUAUUUACUGCAGUAAGUAUACACUCAUAGGUGUGGUUUUGAGAAAAAAAGUCUAUACUGAUUGUACAGUGCUGCAAUGUUUGUAAAAACACAAUUCCCAGUCAAGUAUAUAACUUAAAUCAGACUCAGAGUUUUUACUGUUGAAGAACAGCAAUUUGUUUUUAGUUUUCACAGUUUGGAAGCACCAUGGGUGUGCCUUUGUUCAUUUGAAAUAAACAAUUUAAACUUGA
Molecule: messenger RNA, 8525 nt
Organism: Lepisosteus oculatus (spotted gar)
Lineage: Eukaryota; Metazoa; Chordata; Actinopteri; Semionotiformes; Lepisosteidae
Source: RefSeq, a predicted model, not a curated record